CACACUCACUCACUCUCAAAUUCAAUUGUGGUUCGUGUUCUUCCAUAAUUCCAUAAUUACCCUUCUCUCUCUCUUAGGUCAUCUUUCACCCUCGCUCGCUCAAUCUCAUUCUCUCUUACUUCGUUUUCCUCUUUCCCUCUUUCACCACCGCCCACUAUUUCAACUCACUGUUUUGGAGUUUGCUGUUCGUGGUGGAUUACCGGUAUAGAAAAUCAUUCAAUCAUUUGAGAGCAGAGAACCACAUUAUAAUUCUUGCUUCUGUUGGGUGACAUAUUUGGGAAAGGUUUUAUGUACAAGAAAAGUUAUGAUUCGUUUGAUAGUGGCGUUGAAGGUUGCUUACGGAUGUAAGCUGUUCAUUAAUAGUGAACAGCCUGGUGUUUUGCUUCCUACUUGUGUAGUGUUCUGCUCAAUAAUUUCACCUUAUAUGCUAAUGGCUGCUGAUCAAAGAAGAAAGCGAUUAAAUGGUGCAAGCAUGGGUAGUUAUGGUUCUCAAGAGCAAUAUAGGACUAAAAGAAAGAAUUUUGGACCACCAGUGCAAAGUGAUUUAACCAUGAAAUCUCACAUUUCUGUUGAAUGGGAUGCUAAUCACCAAAGGGUUGUUGCCAAGCGGGAACAGGUUGGCAUUAGUUGGAGACAAAUGAGACCAUUUGCCAGAUUUGAUCACAAUGGACAUAAAGUCUUGGCAGACGUGUUUGCCCUGCCUGAAGAAAUUUUUGAUCUAGAUAGUUUAAGUGAAGUGCUUUCCUAUGAGGUUUGGAACACACAGCUUUUGGACAAUGAGAAAAAUUUUCUUAAGCAGUUUCUUCCUGGCGACUUAGAGCCAAAUCAAGUUGUCCAGGAAUUACUUUCUGGAGAUGACUUUCACUUUGGAAACCCUGUCUUAAAAUGGGGUACUUCACUUUGUUCGGGUGAACUUCAUCCAGAUAUGAUUGUUUACCAGGAGCAACAUCUAAAGUCUGAAAAAAGAGCAUACUUCUCGCAAUUACAUAAUUAUCAUAAGGAUAUGAUUGGAUUUCUAAGUAAGCUGAAGGAGAGCUGGGAGGCCUGCAAAGAUCCAGAAAAGGAAAUUCUACCGAAGAUUCUGAGGUCAAAGAAUGAUAUAGAGAAAAACAGACUGUCUAACUUGGAUGAAUUUAGAUACGAUGAUCAUGAUGGGAAUCUUACAGUGGCAUCUGGGUCAUAUUCCUGGGGUGCAGAGGAGAAAGCAUAUGAUGACAACCAAAUUUCUUCAAUGGGACAGGGCGAUGAACUUCGGAGAAGGGUGCAUGGCAAAGACUUCAAUAAAUGUAAACCAAGAAAUAUGAUGGCUUCUUCAGAUUUGAUGCUUAAUGUGGGUGGAAGACCAAAGAAAGGAGACAAACUACACAUGGAGAACUUUCCUGGUAGUGAUGGUGAGAAAUAUAUGUCAUAUAUCAAGAUUAGCAAGAAGCAGCAUGAGCUUGUUAAGAAUUUGAAGCUAUCAUGUAAAAAUAUCCCAGCUAGCACUCUUAACUGUGUUUUGGGUGACCUUAAUAACUUUCAUGUGCAACCGUACAAAUUAUUUAUCAAAGAAGAACAGAAGAACUUGCAUGAGCAUUGGUUACAAUUGGUAAAGAAACACCUCCCUGCAUCAUAUGCAAACUGGACAGAGAGACUGAUACAGAAACAUGCAAUGAGAAAUUCUUUGUUGCUUGAGAUGAAAGAUAGAUCAAAUAUAGAGGAUGAAGAUUUUUUGAGCACAAGAGUCCAGUCUCAGGACAAGGAGGACGGUGAUGUUAAUAACCAGUCUAGCUUGGAAGAUGAUGAAGAUUCUAUUGUUAGAGUCCCAGAGAACCCGUCCCUUCAUAACAAAGCUGGACUACAUUCAAGUAUUAUGAAAUGCCAGGAUAAUCCCAUCAGUGAAGGAGCCCCUUUAUCGUCUAAUGAAGAGUCUAUUGCUAGAUUCCAAGAUAACCCGUCUCUCCAUAAUUCUUAUCACAGUGGCGAUGACCAGCUCCACCACUCACAUGUAGAUUUGGAAAAAGGUAUUUUAUCACAAGGAGAUGAUGCUUCACAUAACAAAACUGAGCAUUCAAGGAUUAUGAACUCUCAGGAUGAUCCCAUCGGUGAAGGAGCUCUUUUCUCGUUUAAUGAGGAUUCUGUUGCUAGAUUCCCAGAGAAUCCAUCCGUCAAUAAAUCUUAUCAUAGUGGUGAUGAGAAGCUCCACCACUUGCAUAUAGAUUUGGAUAAAAAUACUUUAUCAAACGGAGAUGAUGCUUCACAGAACCAAACUGCACAUUCAAGGAACUCUCGGGAUGAUUCCAUUGGUGAAGGAUCGUCUGAUGGUCAUGCCUGGCAAGCAGCUGAAAUGUCACAUUCUUACUAUGAUUUACCUGUGACCCACAAUUACACAGCGGAUGGGUUAUCUCUUGUAAGUUCACAAAUUAACCAAGAUAAACAAAUCCAAAUGAUUAGUCCAGAAUCUAAUUUGCAUCAAGAAGGCACUGGCAAGGAGUUGUUACAAAGGCAGUCAGAUGAUGGUCCCUUCAGUUCUUACCGAAGCCAGGAUCAAAUUGGCUUGAUUCAGUCUUUCAUCAAUGAUAAAGGGGUUAACUCCUUUCACUAUGAACAAAAAAGAGCUAGGUUAAAUUUCCUGGCUGAACAAAAAAGAGCUGGGUUAAAUUUCCAGGCUUCAAACGAUGUUCAGGUGGGGGCUGGCCAAUUUUCUAGUCAUUUUAAGGAGUCAUUGCAAACAUCUCUGACAUUGGACCAAGGUCACAGGCAAACUGGUAAGGUUUUUGUGCCAGAAAAUAUAUCAGGUAAUAUUUACUCUGAUGCAGGAAGAUACUUAAACACCGGGCAAUAUCCAUUAUCCGCAGGAAAUAUUACUGAUUGGGCUGUUGGUGCCCCUCACAUGGUAGCACCUUCUCAAUCUCAUGUUAAUACAGCAGGAAAUAUUCCUGAUUGGGACGUUAGUGCCCCUCGCAUGGUAGCACCUUCUCAAUCUCAUGUUAAUACCGCAGGAAAUAUUCUUGAUUGGGAUGUUAGUGCCCCUCGCAUGGUAGCACCUUCUCAACCUCAUGUUAAUAAUUUCAUUGGUCAGCCUUGGCUUCCUUCAGUCCAUCAAGUUCAGGGUACCUGGAAUGGAUCUGGCAAUGGGAGUCUAUCUAGUCAGAUUCUUAGCACCGGAGGGAACUCCGAUCAAGGCUUAUUUAGUGUUCUAUCUCAGUGUAACCAAUUACAUUCAGGUAGCCCUUAUGAGUCAAUCAGACACACGGACCAGUUCCUUUCGCCCAGAACCUAUGGAGUAAUAGAUGCUGGUACACAUAGGAUCAAUGCUGUUGUACCACCAUCUUCUCAUCCGCUAGAUUAUUUCAGUGGACGUGAUGCACCUGGUGCUCUGUUGCCUGAUGAUAUAACAUGGAUGAACUUGCCUCCUCAGAAUCCUGCUUUAAACGAUCAAAUUGGAAAAUCGUACUUGAGGUCAUGGAACCGGUAAAAUCUUUCACCUAAUUAGCACAGUUAGUUUUGUGACAGUAGCAAGAUUCACAUAAGGGAUAAAUAUCCUGAUAUGAGAUGAGAGAUAGGUUUAUGUAAAUAAGUAUACCAUGGUCAACUCAACACCAUGUACAUAUCUCUAGAUGUUAGAUGUGCUGGAAAGAGAAAGCAGGGGUGUAGGAAAGUUAGAUAAUCUUUUCAUUCUUAAUUUUGUUUUUUAUCAUGCGUUACUAGAGAGAGAUUCUUUAAUACUUUUGAAAGGUAUCUAAUGCUGAAAGCAGGUUCCUCUUUUUGAGCUA
Trifolium pratense (red clover) is the source of this 3755-nucleotide messenger RNA. RefSeq lists its product as uncharacterized. The record is from RefSeq and is a predicted model, not a curated record. Gene Ontology annotation, cellular component: Ino80 complex. The transcript is spliced from 12 exons. NCBI's taxonomy places the organism in Eukaryota, Viridiplantae, Streptophyta, Magnoliopsida, Fabales, Fabaceae. The coding region runs from base 305 to 3457 and encodes 1050 amino acids.